AUGGUGAUCAAUGGUAGGCGACGGUGGUCGUCCCACACCACCCACACGAAGAACAUCUCUUUCUACGAACAAGACAUCUAUACCACCGUGACCAAAGAUCCUAACUCUGUCACCUCCUGGAUCUCUGCAACCACCGAGAACAACAACGGUCACCACCAUCCUCUAGUAAUCGGCCUGGAUGUCGAGUGGCGCCCUUCCUACCGGCGUGGAGUUGAAAACCGUGUUGCCAUCUUACAGUUAUGUGUCGAUCACCGUUGUCUCGUCUUUCAAAUCAUCCACUCACCAUACAUCCCUGAGUCGUUUAUCGACUUCCUCAAUAACCCUAGCUACACCUUCACUGGUGUUCGCAUCCAUGAUAGCAUCGAAAAAAUGGUGCGACAAUAUGGCCUGGGACGGGCAGAGGAUGGGCUGAGAUUGGCUUCGAAUGUGGUGGACUUGGGGUGGAUGGCAGCGCAGGUUUAUGGUAAAAACAUGCAUGUAUUAGGGUUGAAGUCGUUGGCGAAGGUGGUGCUGGAAAAGGAACCGGAGAUGCCGGCGUUUGUGACGGUGAGCACGUGGUACGACCAGUGGCUGUUCCCAGAACAGAUGGAGUAUGCGAGUGUUGAUGGCUUUUUGUCUUUUGAGAUUGGGAGGGUUUUGAUUUCCAUGGGAGCGAGUUUAUAUUAA
Messenger RNA from Lactuca virosa, 666 nucleotides. The record is from the annotation of a GenBank genome assembly. Lineage: Eukaryota; Viridiplantae; Streptophyta; Magnoliopsida; Asterales; Asteraceae.